AUGAUUGUAUUUAGUUUCAUUAGUAAUAUUACUGCUGAUGUACCAACUCGACAGCAAUUUGAAAAUUUGCCAGACUUUCUCUUGGAAGAAGUUAUACUGGAUAGUUACAUUAAUUCAUUGUCAACACUCCCAGAAGAUUUUUUAUUCUUGACAAAUGUAUUAGAUCCUAUUAUGGUACCUGAACGAGAUAUCAGUUUUUCUUUAUUCACUAGAAAAAAUCCAAGCGAGCCUCUAAUGCUUAAACUCGACGACAUUAUAAGCUUAAGAAAUUCAAAUUUUAUCACUCUUGGUAUAACAAAAAUAAUCAUUCAUGGCUGGACCGAUAAUGGAAAUAGUUCUUGGAUACAAGAUAUCCGUCGAAAUUAUUUAUUAAUGGGAAAUUAUAAUAUUAUUGUUGUCGAUUGGUCAGCAGGAUCUUUAAAAGAAUAUUUAGUUUCUGCAAGCUUAACAAAACAAGUUGGUGACUAUGUUUCUCAAUUCAUGGGAUUCCUCCUGAUGGAAGGUGUUUUAUCUUUAGACAAUAUUCAUGUAUUAGGUCAUAGUCUCGGAGCACAUAUUGCAGGUGCGAUAGGUAGGAAUUUAUCAGGGAAAAUGGCUCGGAUUACUGGCAUGGAUCCGGCAAGGCCAGAUUUUGAAGCACCUGUAUUAAAAGACUUGAAUGAUCGCUUAGAUCUAACCGAUGCAAAAUUUGUCGAUGUCAUUCAUACAUGUGCUGGAACAGCUGGAUUCAUCCGACCAAUUGGUCACGUUGAUUUUUAUCCGAAUGGCGGAAGCUUUCGACAACCUGGAUGCCCUGUACUAUUAACUCAAUAUUGUAGUCAUGCGAGAUCUCAUCAAUAUAUGGGAGAAUCCAUAAUCAAUCCUGCAGGUUUUCCUGCCCUUGAAUGUAAUGGAUGGAUGGAGUUCAAAUCUGGUAAAUGCGAUAAGAAUAAAAAUCAAAUAAUUUAUAUGGGAGAAAAAUUGGAAAUGAAUACCAGAGGCAUUUAUUUUCUCGAAACAAAUGUAGAAUCCCCUUAUGGACGAAGCGAAUUGUAAUAGUAAAGAUAUUUCUUU
Ceratosolen solmsi marchali is the source of this 1053-nucleotide messenger RNA. Its product is annotated as pancreatic triacylglycerol lipase-like. The transcript has 4 exons. Gene Ontology annotation, molecular function: serine hydrolase activity; lipase activity. Bases 1 to 1035 code for a protein of 344 amino acids. The record is from RefSeq and is a predicted model, not a curated record. NCBI's taxonomy places the organism in Eukaryota, Metazoa, Arthropoda, Insecta, Hymenoptera, Agaonidae. Gene Ontology annotation, biological process: lipid catabolic process.